Marchantia polymorpha subsp. ruderalis is the source of this 2241-nucleotide messenger RNA. NCBI's taxonomy places the organism in Eukaryota, Viridiplantae, Streptophyta, Marchantiopsida, Marchantiales, Marchantiaceae. The record is from the annotation of a GenBank genome assembly.
GUAAUCAUGAUAACUCACAAAAUUGAGCAACCACAUGAACUUUGACUGGAAACGUUGCCAAGUGCAAACUUGACAAGUGGAUGCUUCCGCUCGAUGACCAUGACGACAUUCAGAGUUCAGUGACCAUCCAGAUCUAGUAAGUAAAGCAAGCAGCGUAUGUACGGGAUCACAUUACAUGUUUCGACACCACUGGUCUAUUGAACGAUUGAACAUCAACGUUCUACGUUAUGAGCCGAGGUUGUCUCAACACGAGGAGAGGAGAAAAACCUGCCGCAGGUGGGUCCAGCCGAGAGCUGCCCCAGGGGCCGAAAAUUGCACGCCGAGGCAGACAGCCGCCGAGAGCUUCACCUUCGUUUCCCCUGCCAGAUGGCUCUUUGUAAGCCGGAGCCGAGCUCGAGUCCCGUGGCCUAGUGCUGAUUAGUCCAUCUGGCAGAUCUCAGUAUCUGCAUGCACGCCGUUCGAGUGUCGAGUCUCGUGCAUUUUUGCUGAGUGCCACCUACGUCGCUGCAUUGCGAAUCAUGAACCAGAUGCCCGGUCUCAGAAGGCGAGCACAUGUUGUGUCAUUGCUGCCUCUAGAUUGUCCACUGACCGUGUUACAUACUGCUCCUCAGCGCAGCAGAGAUCAAAAGGGCGAUCCUUGCUAAGUUUUCAGAAAAACUGAACUGAAGUAAAGCUGGCCGGAGCUGAAAGAGACAUAAUGGACAUUCCGAGGACAAGGAGUUGGCGACACGAGGGUGGCAGUGGCAAAUUUCGUCAUUCUUCUCUCCAUCAUAAUAGGAGUGGGAUGUCGGAUCCACUGCUCGAUCCAGAGAAUCCGAGACAUGUUCGGUUCGCAGAAGGAACAGUUUCUGGUAGCCACAUUGAUUUGGACGCAGCAAACGAUGAUAGGCCAGACGAGUCACCUUGGGGAGGAGAGUAUAUCAAGAGCAUGGUUUAUGGAGGACUUGAUGCUAUUGUGACGACUUUCGCUCUGGUUGCGUCUGUUUCUGGUGGACAGUACAGUUCAGGGGCCGUGCUUGUACUGGGCUGUGCGAAUCUGAUAGCCGAUGGAAUAUCCAUGGGCUUUGGAGACUACUUGUCCUCCACGACUGAGAAGAGCUACGCAGCCACACAGAAGGAAAUAUCAGACUGGGAGUUUAGAAGGAACAUGGAACAACAGGUUAUGAACUUGGUCAAUAUAUACGUGGAGCAUGGGAUGGAGCGUAGUGAUGCUGAGCAAGUGGUUACCAUUUUUACCAAGUACGGCAACGUCUUCACCAAAGCUAAGAUGACAAUGGACGAUGGCCUACUCCCUCCAGAUGAAGAGGAGAGUGCUGUAAAAAAUGGACUCGUCACCUUCUUUUCAUUCCUCGCUUUUGGAUGUACUCCACUUCUUUCAUUUGCAGUGCUAAAUCCGAUUACGGAUAGCAUCUACGUGAAAUUCGGUGUCGCCUGUCUCGUCACGGCCCUGACGUUGGUUCUUCUCGGCGUCUGCAAGGCAAAGAUAUCAGGGGAGAAGUAUCUGAAUUCAGUUUUCACUGUUCUGGGCAACGGAGGUCUGGCAGCCCUUGCUGCCUAUUUCAUCAGUUAUUACUUGGAGAAGUUAUCAGGGACUGAUUGAUUCAUCUGUUUCACAACUUGUACAUGUACAUGAAACAACAUCGUUACCCUUCGUAAAAAGGAAGUAGACGCUGGUGAGAAACAUAAUUCCCUCUCAACUAAGCUUCGCAUAAGCUCUUGACGACAUGAAGAUUUUAUUUUGUACAUGUACUUUAUAGAGUACAGAAAUCUGAAGGUGGAUCUUGAUUUUAGUAGGGGCCAGGGACUGUCAAAUGGGAAAAAUCGGCUAUCCCAUGGACGUACAAUCUUGCAUCCGUACCUCUUGCCUUGCCACUUUAAAUUGCGGAAAAGUCGAGAGCUUUUGUGGAGGCUAACUAGGGCUUUCUAUCUCUCUCUCUCUCUCAUAGAGCCAUGCGACUUGCAGUCUGUACAUUGUCAACAAUUUUAAAUCUGUAGGCCCAUCUAUCAGCCAUAAUCUCGUGCAGAUGUUGAAGCUGCAUAGGGUUAGCAUUUUGUAAAACAAUGUGUGCGUAGAUGUGAUUAGUCUGAUCAUCGCAGCCAAUCGAGAAGGUCAAUGAGUCUGUGGCGGUUAAUUUCUGAGACUUGAUUCCCUCUUAAGGUUCAAGUGGUUGAAAGUGCAGUAAGGGAAGAAAACACUGGCCAUCAAGAACAGUGUAUACCUUUUGUCUACAUGGAAUUUGU